Molecule: messenger RNA, 446 nt
Organism: Stegodyphus dumicola
Lineage: Eukaryota; Metazoa; Arthropoda; Arachnida; Araneae; Eresidae
Product: inositol polyphosphate-5-phosphatase A-like
Source: RefSeq, a predicted model, not a curated record
UGCAAUUUGUCUUGGAUGUUUUUUUUUUUUUUUUUAGUAUCUAUUUUAGAUAAUGAUAUAUUACAAGUUAUAAAACUGAUAUAUUACAGGUUUUCUACUGACCAAUAUGAGAAAGUACCAUUCUUUAUUUUUGGAGACUGUAAUUUUUGCCUAGAUACCAAAGAUGCAAUACAGAAACUGACCAACCAAGCUGUUCCUGUCUAUGUCAAAAGUGCCCAAAAUGGAGAAGUUGAAAAAAUGUUGUAUAGAGAUCCAGGGAAUGAAAAUAAGAUUGAAUUUGAAGGUGAAACCACUGAUGGAAACUUUGCUCUUGAUGACGUCACCUUUUACGAUGGGAACUGUCAAACUCAUCCUGUAGAAGCAGCAGUGGAGCCCCCUAUAUCAGAGAAAUUCCAAGUGGUUUAAGAAACUGCUAAAAAUGAAGAAGAAAAAUGCCGCUUUUAAAA